AUGUGGUCGUCACUCCGUACGAUCUCCAACCCGUCCGUGCGCACCCGCCGCUUGGCCACAUCGACGUUCUUCAUCGCCACCUUUGCCGCGUCCAUCCUGACGGUCUCGUUGAGUGCAUCGACGAUCCUACCCUGCCCCGCCGCCCGCUCCGGAUCGAGAGGCGUGCGCGCCGACGAAGAAAAGGAUGCGAGAGAGCAGCUGGGCGUCGGACAAAAGGUUCAUCUGACCAAAAAGGGGGGGUGGAUAGAGAUCGCCCAGCCAACGAGGAGGAUAGCCCGGCCCAAGGAGGGCGCGGAGAAGCAAGAGGCGAGUUGA
Molecule: messenger RNA, 315 nt
Organism: Kalmanozyma brasiliensis GHG001
Lineage: Eukaryota; Fungi; Basidiomycota; Ustilaginomycetes; Ustilaginales
Exons: 1
Coding region: 1-315 (104 amino acids)
Source: RefSeq, a predicted model, not a curated record